AUGGGCCAGUCUCAGUCGACGGGCUCCAAGAGCCAGGAUACCCAAGGACAACAGUCGGAGCAAAAAACGGAUUAUUACGAGCUCCUAGGAAUCACUCGGGGGGCAACCGAUGAUGAGAUCAAAAAAGCAUACCGAAGAAAAGCGCUGGAACUGCACCCUGACCGAAACUAUGGGAACGUCGAGGAGGCCACUAGGCUGUUCGCCGAGAUUCAGUCUGCAUACGAGGUCCUUGCGGACCCCCAGGAGCGUGCAUGGUACGAUUCCCAUAGUGACGUGUUCCUAGGAACGAAUGGGGCUUCUGAGGAUCAACAUUCCUACAAUAUUCGCGUGACAGCGGCGGAGGAUGUUCUCAAGGUUUUCUCAAAAUUCAGCCCUCGCAUGGAGUUCUCGGACUCGCCAGCUGGAUUCUUUGGGGGCCUACAGGAGCAGUUUGCCCAACUGGCGCUGGAGGAGCGAUUGGCAUGUCAGUGGGAAGAUCAGGAUAUGGUAGAUUAUCCCGCGUUUGGAUCGCGCGAUGAUGACUUCGAGACGGUGGUGCGUCCCUUUUACGCGGCAUGGAGCGGCUUCUCCACCUGCAAGUCCUUCGCUUGGAAGGAUGCCUAUCGGUACUCUGAGGCUCCCGAUCGCCGAGUUCGGAGGAUGAUGGAGAAGGAAAACCGGCGCCUUCGAGAAGAAGCCAUUCGGGAGUUCAACGAUGCAGUCAGAUCCCUUGUGGCCUUUGUCAAGAAACGUGAUCCCCGGUACAAAGCCAACGCGCAGAAUGAGGCUCAGCGCCAGGAGACACUUCGACAGUCCGUAGCGGCUCAGGCAGCCAGAUCACGGGCCCAAAAUCAAGCCAAAAUGGGAGAUUAUGUUCUUCCGGAGUGGGCGCGAUCGGAGGAACAAGCGGUUGGUGAUCAUGAAGAAAGUUCAGAGAGUGAGAUUCAGAGCUUUGAAUGUGUUGCAUGCAACAAACAGUUCAAGAGCCAGAAGCAGUUUGAAGCUCAUGAACGGAGCAAAAAGCAUCUGAAGGCUGUCAAACAAUUAUGUCGGGAUAUGCGGAUUCAGAACGACGAAUUGGAUUUAGAGCCUGCGGUGUCCGUUACCAUCCCCCCCGAGCCAGCCCCCACAUCCUUUGAUACUCCCACGGGCAGCGCCAGCGAUGAAGACAACGACGAUCAUGCUACCAACUCACCCACGACACUACAACCAGAGGAAAAUCCCCGAGAAUCAAUAGAAAGUGAUAUUCAGGCUCGACCAUCUAGGGAAAACUCACCCAUCAUGAACGGCCACGAUAACCAGCCGAGAUCUCAAUCCCGACGAGACUCAAUUGAUUCGGUUAAUGAAGAUUACGCUUCCAGAGAGUCUGUCGAGACCAGACUUCGUUCAGCGCUCGAUUCAAGUUCUGACAAUGAGCCCAUUACUCUGCUCACCGAGAAAUUGUCAUCUGCCGACCUUGAUGACGGACCAUCCGUUCCUCCCCAGGUUGGAAAAGCCAAGCAGAAGCGAGCUAAAAAGGCAGCUCGCAACUCUGAACAAUCCUCGGGCAUUAGCUGCGCAAACUGCCAGGCCAGCUUCACGUCGAAAACAAAACUCUUUGCACAUUUGAAAGAUAACCCAGGUCAUGCACAGCCGCUCAGGACCACUACCAAGAGCAAAAGAAGAUGA
Messenger RNA from Penicillium daleae, 1647 nucleotides. RefSeq names its product putative C2H2 finger domain protein. Bases 1 to 1647 code for a protein of 548 amino acids. Gene Ontology annotation, molecular function: zinc ion binding; nucleic acid binding. Gene Ontology annotation, cellular component: cytoplasm. NCBI's taxonomy places the organism in Eukaryota, Fungi, Ascomycota, Eurotiomycetes, Eurotiales, Aspergillaceae. The transcript has 2 exons. The record is from RefSeq and is a predicted model, not a curated record.